Dipodomys ordii (Ord's kangaroo rat) is the source of this 1881-nucleotide messenger RNA. RefSeq names its product topoisomerase (DNA) I, mitochondrial (gene Top1mt). Gene Ontology annotation, biological process: DNA replication; DNA topological change. Gene Ontology annotation, cellular component: mitochondrial nucleoid; chromosome. NCBI's taxonomy places the organism in Eukaryota, Metazoa, Chordata, Mammalia, Rodentia, Heteromyidae. Gene Ontology annotation, molecular function: DNA binding; DNA topoisomerase type I (single strand cut, ATP-independent) activity. Bases 220 to 1725 code for a protein of 501 amino acids. The record is from RefSeq and is a predicted model, not a curated record. The transcript is spliced from 13 exons.
UGGCCGGUGGCUGUGCUGUGCAGCACGGUGCUCCACCCGUGUCUUCCCAGGUGGGAAGAGAAGAGCCAGAGCAGAGUGAAGUGGAGGCAGCUGGAGCACAGAGGCCCGCUCUUCGCCCCUGCCUACGAGCCGCUUCCUGACGGAGUGCGCCUCUUCUACGAUGGAAGGCCUGUGCCGCUGAGCUUGGCAGCCGAGGAGGUGGCCACUUUCUAUGGGAAGAUGUUGCAUCAUGAAUAUACAACAAAGGAAGUUUUCCGAAAUAACUUCUUCAAGGACUGGAGAAAGGAGAUGACCCUGGAGGAGCGGCUGCUCAUCACGCACCUGGACAAGUGUGACUUCACGGAGAUCCACAGAUACUUCGUGGACAAGGCUGCAGCCCGGAAAGCCCUGCCCAAGGAGGAGAAGCAGAAACUAAAAGAAGAGGCAGCAAAGCUUCAGCAGGAGUUUGGCUACUGUAUUCUUGACGGCCACAGGGAGAAAAUUGGCAAUUUCAAGAUGGAGCCUCCUGGGUUGUUCUGCGGCCGUGGUGAGCACCCCAAGAUGGGCAUGGUGAAGAGGAGGGUCCUGUCCGAGGACGUGGUCAUCAACUGCAGCAGGGACGCCGUCCCCGGGCCCCCAGUGGGCCACCAGUGGAGAGAGGUGUGCUCAGACACCACAGUGACGUGGCUGGCGGCGUGGACGGAGAACAUCCAGAAUCGCACCAAGUACAUCGCUCUGAACCCCAGCUCCAAGCUGAAGGGGGAAAAAGACCGACAAAAAUAUGAGGUCGCGCGCCGCCUUGGGGGGCUUGUGGAUGAGAUCCGCGCUCAGUACCAGGCCGCCUGGGAAGCCCCAGAGGUGAAGACAAGGCAGCGGGCAGUGGCCCUGUAUUUCAUCGACAAGCUGGCACUUCGAGCAGGACACGAGAAGGAGGACAAGACGGCGGACACGGUGGGCUGCUGCUCCCUCCGCGUGGAGCACGUGCGGCUGCAUGCGCGGGCUGCCGGCCGCCAGCACGUGGUGGAGCUGGAUUUCCUGGGAAAGGACUCCGUCCGCUACCAUCAGCUCGUGUCAGUGGAGGAGCCGGUGUUCAGGAACCUGCAGCUGUUCAUGAAGAACAAAAAGCCCAGGGACAGCCUCUUCGACAGAUUGACCACCUCCAGUCUGAACAAGCACCUGCAGCAUUUGAUGCACGGGCUGACGGCGAAGGUGUUCCGGACGUACAAUGCCUCUGUCACUCUGCAGGAGCAGCUGCAGGUGCUGACCCGCGCUACAGACAGCCAGGCCGACAAGGUCCUGGCCUACAGCCGGGCGAACCGGGCGGUGGCCAUCCUCUGCAACCACCAGCGCGCCACUCCCAGGAGCUUUGAAACUUCCAUGCAGGCGCUCCGCAGGAAGAUCGAGGCAAAGGAGGCCCAGGUGGCUGAGGCCCAGGAGGAGCUGCAGAGGGCCAUGGCCAGCCCCAGGACCGGAGGGGACAGCAAGUCCAGGAGGUUAUUGCAGCAGCGGCAGCAGCGGCUGCAGCGGCUGAGCGGACAGCUGGCGCGGGCGCGGGCCCAGGCCACGGCUAAGGACGAGAACAAGCAGGUGGCGUUGGGCACGUCCAAGCUCAACUACCUGGACCCCCGGAUCAGCAUUGCCUGGUGUAGGAGGUUCGGGGUGCCUGUGGAGAAGGUCUACAGCAGGGCGCAGCGGGAAAGGUUCGCCUGGGCCCUGCAGGAGGGGGACGAGCACUUCCAGUUCUAAGCGAGCUCUGUCGCUACUGAAGCAGCGCUGGAGGCUGGGCAGGCAGAUGCGUCGUGCGGGUGCACUGAUGCAGAGCCGGACCCUGGCCCGUCCUAGGCAGUGCCCAGCACACUCGCAGCUGAACCGGCCAUGGGCGCAGGGCGGCUGCAGGUCUAC